AUGGUUAGCGAUUUGACGAGCGUGUUUUAUUUGCUUGGGGGGGGCGACGUUAUCUUGUUAGUGAAGCGGGACACGAAAACGGGACUGUCUAAAGGUUUCGGUUUUAUCAAGUUUGCUGAUUAUGAGGCUCAAAUGAGAGCUCUCGGAAGGAGACACAUGAUCGACGGUCGUUGGUGCGAUGUGCGCAUACCUAACAGUAAGGACGGGGGCUCAGCAGCCCAUCGGAAAGUCUUUGUAGGACGUUGCACCGAAAGUCUCACCGCUGACGACCUCCGAGAGUACUUCGGUGCAUUUGGACAGGUGACUGAUGUAUUUGUGCCUAAACCAUUUCGGGCAUUUAGCUUCGUAACGUUUUUAGACCCAGAAGUUGCACAAUCCUUGUGCGGUCAAGACCACAUAAUCAAAGGGGUGUCAGUGAACAUUUCAACUGCAUCCCCCAAGCGGGAUAGAAGUGCCCGCUCCCAACUGCUCGGUUGGGGGCUGCUGGAAGGCGGAGCCCCGCGCGUUUACAGCUGGCCCCCUGACGCCUGGCAGCACUCUGCCCACUCACACACUGCAGCAUUGCCUGAUACCAAACCCUACCUCAAAUAUGAGUGACGCCUAUUGCGCCUUGUUGAUUGUUCACAGAUUUUAUAUGAAAGCAAAUAUGUAAAUAAUAUAAUAUAGUAUUGUAUGAAGUUCA
Molecule: messenger RNA, 682 nt
Organism: Zerene cesonia (dogface butterfly)
Lineage: Eukaryota; Metazoa; Arthropoda; Insecta; Lepidoptera; Pieridae
Gene: TBPH
Product: TAR DNA-binding protein 43-like
Exons: 2
Coding region: 1-597 (198 amino acids)
Biological process (GO): regulation of gene expression
Cellular component (GO): nucleoplasm
Molecular function (GO): RNA binding
Source: RefSeq, a predicted model, not a curated record